AUGCGGCCGGUACAGCUGGCGACAGGCGACGAGGACGAGGACUCGGGCAGCUCUUGCGACGUGGAGGAUGAUUGGGUCUACAGCAGCAGCGGUUCUCAUUCGUGGAGCAGCGACCUGAGCGACAGCGACAGCGACUCGGACGACGUCAUCGGCAUCAAGGCUUCUCGGCGGACGAGCAGGUCGCGGACGGGGCGCCUCGAUGUAUGGCAGCGUGCUGCGGCCUCGAGUACGGCACCCGCCCCACAGGAGGACUUGGCAGAGGAGUUCCCAGAGAGAUGGCACGAGGACGUUGUCAUUCCAAGCAUCAAGCUCGGGGCAAAGAUACUGACAUUGACGACGUUUGCGUUUUUCCUCUUCUACGAGUACGGCGUCCUUUUCAUUGGUUAUUUGGCGGGUUGCCAAGGUAAGGAUGGGAAUUAUUCUGAUAUGUUCAGGUUGGGUGAUGAUAAGUAUUAUCCAGAUCGACGUCGCAUUCUACGCCGGAUCAUUCGGAAUAGCCUUGUGCCAUCGGUGGCCAUUCCCGCGCUUGUACGCCGGGCUGAUGUUUGUCACCAUGUUCGCUUGGCAGUUCAAUACUAUCACUUUUGGGUUUGA
This is a messenger RNA of Prorocentrum cordatum, 594 nucleotides long. NCBI's taxonomy places the organism in Eukaryota, Dinophyceae, Prorocentrales, Prorocentraceae. The record is from the annotation of a GenBank genome assembly.